This is a messenger RNA of Dendronephthya gigantea, 3774 nucleotides long. RefSeq names its product vascular endothelial growth factor receptor 3-like. The transcript is spliced from 10 exons. Bases 136 to 2226 code for a protein of 696 amino acids. NCBI's taxonomy places the organism in Eukaryota, Metazoa, Cnidaria, Anthozoa, Malacalcyonacea, Nephtheidae. Gene Ontology annotation, cellular component: nucleus; cytoplasm. Gene Ontology annotation, biological process: protein phosphorylation; actin cytoskeleton organization. The record is from RefSeq and is a predicted model, not a curated record. Gene Ontology annotation, molecular function: ATP binding; protein tyrosine kinase activity; protein serine/threonine kinase activity.
GUAGGGGAAGACGAAGCUUUUUGUUUGCUUUGCUAGUGGUUUUCGAAUUCGAGAGUGAGAUAUUACUGCUCUUUCAGUUUGUUUUCAUUGACAUGGGCAGUUUUAAUCUAUUAAGGGUUAUAAGCGUUGAAACGUAUGGCUGAAAGCGGCGAAGCUAGGCGUGAUAGCCGGCAUUCUACACUCGAUGUCGAAGAAGACACCGAGACAGAUGUGCAAGACGAUCCUUGGCCUUACGAUAGCGACACCGAAGAAGUAGAUAUUGACAGUUUUGUCAAUAGUAUAUCACACGAUGUCAAUGACUGGAAGAUAUAUUAUGCAGAUAGUUUUACCCUAGAGAAAAUAGGAGAUGGCUUCUUUGGAGAUAUAUACAAGGCUAUUGAAUUAAAUACUGGGAGAGUUUUGGUAAUGAAGGCGAUGAAGAAGGUGACGAAAAUGAAACUAAUGUGUGCGGAAAUACGACUUAUGGCUCGCUUGAAACAUCCCAAUAUACUGAGAUUCCUAGGCGUUUGUCUCGACACUUCUGGAAUUCACUUACUUACUGAGUAUAUGGAAGUUGGUAAUUUGGAAGAUGUCGUUGCAGACGAUAGAGAAGCUUUGCCGUGGUCUUUACGCAUGAAACUCGCUCACGAUAUCUCGAAAGGCAUGUCCUAUCUGCACAGUGUUGGGGUAAUCCAUCGCGACUUAGCAUCCAAGAAUGUACUAAUUUCAAACGAAAGCAAUGGUUACACAGCGGUCAUUGCUGACUUUGGGCUAGCUGCUAAAAUUCCGUCGAGAAAAAAGAAACUAAAUGUUGUUGGAUCUCCCUACUGGAUGGCACCUGAAGUUUUAAGGAAUGACCAAUAUAAUGAAACUGUCGAUAUAUUCUCCUAUGGAAUAAUAUUGUGUGAGAUCAUUGGUCGUGUUCAUUCAAGCCCGGAUGAAAUUCCAAGAACAAAUCAUUUUGGUCUUGAUGUGGACAAAUUUUGCGAGUCAGUUCAAGGAUGUCCUCCUGAAUUCCUGCAGUUAGCAGUGUGUUGCUGUCAGGUUGAUCCACAGUCAAGGCCUCCGUUUGAAGUCACUGCAAAAUUUUUGGACUAUAUUCGACAGUUCGAGAUAAUUAUAGGGUCACCUACUGUAUUAAUUCAGGACACCCGUAAUUGUGGUCAACGUAUGUCUGCCAACAUUGAAGACUGGAUAAUUGACUCCAAGAAAAGCCUGGAGACACCAAUAAAAAACAUUCCAACUUGUGACGAGGAUUGUGUUUGUGAAAAUGGCACAUCGACGAUCACGAACGGAGGAUCAACGGAUGGUCCCAAAACAGACGAUGAGAAUAAAUCAAACGUGGAUCUAACCCCAUGUCGUACAAGACAUUCCAAUAAACGCCACUCCUUUUUCGCAGGUCUGAGAUAUAAAUAUUUCAAACCGCAUGUAGAUACCGAAGAUCUGGUUAAAAAUACACCAAGUAAAUUAGCAGGAUUCUUCAAUCGGGUUUUACAUGCACAGAAGAAACAUAAAUUUGAUGGACGAAAGAAACGACGAUCAAAAACGGCGUAUGGCGAUGUCGUUGAUGACAGACCAAGGCUGCGGUCUUUUCGUACGCUACUAUUAACACAUAAAGAGAGAAGUGCGAGUGACGCGCAUUUUAGCGAAAAUGUUUUACCAAGAGGAUCUUUUGAACCUGAUAUUGCUGAUCUCUCUGCCGCAAAGUUGAAUGGCAGUGGAUCGUAUGCGUCAACACCUGUGACUACAUAUCGUCCUGGUGCAAGUGCGAGCACUCCAGGCUCAUGCACGAGCUCCUAUGUAGACGGAAAGUUCCCGGAAGGAUCGUUUACACCAAAAAGAAGUUCGUUUACCCACGAUGAGCACACGCCAACAGCAAGCUCAAGUAGAACUUCAUUCUCCGAAAGAAGGCCGAGUGAUCCUCCUUCUGAAUGUACAGGUGAUUACGAAGACGCAGAUAACCGAAGUAGUUGUGAAAACGAUGAUCCAUAUUUAAUGACUUGGUCGGGAUCGUCGUUCCGAGAGAGUAUUAAAGGUUCACAAAGAACGGAUAUGAAUGGAUUUAAAGAAAUGAAGCAAUUACCGAGGUGUUUCUCGGAGUCAGAUGUCGAAGCAUUGAAAGUGACAACUAGUGAUAGAACAAAAACGUUCACACCUCGUCAUUCACCUCAGAAAACCAAACACAAACGAAAUUGGAAUAUUUUCAGUUUUUUUCACAGACGUGGCAAGGAGAAACAGAACGUGUAGAAAAUGCUUGCAUAUGGGUCUCUCUAAUCAACAUCCAUUAGGUUAACGGUGAUUGUGACACAACGUUGAAUGUUGAAAAAGGUGGUUUGAAAUAGCGUGAGAGUUGAGUCAACACACAAAUCUAAUCCUUGACGCUUUGACCGCAGCGGCACAAGAACCGCAUGCAGUAGAAUAACGCAAUCUUUCCAGUGUCUUCUGGGGCAAAUAAAAAAAUAUGUUUUCUGGCCGGAUAUCUCUUUCAUAUCCUUGCUGGAGUUUGUCAAAGUUUAAAUCUAGACAGUACUAUAUGUGAUGGCUAUAAUGGACCAUUGUUGAUUAGAUUCUAAAGUAAUAUAAAGAAGCUGGGAAAUAUGAAUAAUCAUUUUUGGAGCACGCUCCUAAACCUUAGUAAGACCCUGGCUACGUUUCGUGGAUUGUUUAACCGAGGUAUUAAUUCACUCAAAAAUUACAAAAUCAAUGCGAUUUGCGUAAAAAUGUCUUCACAUGAUAUUUAGCUGUAAUAAAUUACUUGACCUUCAUGCACCAUAGACACACUUCAAUUAAUCCUGCACUACUUUAUAUAUUGGACGUGCAUGUUAUACAACUCCAUAGUUAUCGUGAAUUUUAUGCGGCUAGUCAAGAAGGUUGUACAUUGAAAACCAAAAUCCCGAAAUCUCAAUCUAACAGUGCGAAGAAAACCCAAGUGCUUGAAAGCUCUCACUUUUCGCGCUAGAAAGUCGAGAUUUUUAAUUUUGAUAUUCAAGGUACUUACCUGGCGCUAAGCAAUGAUUUGAUUCAUUCUUCGUCAUAUUUGACUUCGUUGUCUAAUUCUUCGAAUGAAAUAACAGAAUUGUGACUUGUACCCUGAUGGUACAUUGUACCCUAAUGAUAUAUAUAAAAUAUUCGAAUACAUCACUCAGGACCAUUUUUGGCAACUAGAAUUUAUUGUAACCUAACUAAAAUCUGGUCAAGCGAAGAUUACCUCAUAUACUGUACCUCGAAGUACAGAACAGGCCUAAAGACGUUAUACACUUCCGUCAGACUAGUAAUUCAUAAUAAUGCACCUAAUCGGAAAUAAUUUCAAAAUGUUAGAGUAUUUGAAUAUUUUUCUCCUUAAUUUGGGUUGAUGCUAAGGCUUAAAAGUAGAUCAAAAUACAUCGUAUUUAAAUUUUUUGUUGCACUUAUUGUUGAAACUUUAUGACAUGUCGCGUGAAUGAACUUCGUUUGUCACGAACAUCUUGUAUUUCUUCAGCGCUGAACACAAGUUUAAAAUGAACCUAUACAUAUAUAGUUUAUAGCUCUUGCACGGGGCCGCUUGGUCGAUUGGCGUUCAACUUGAACAGUGGAUAUAAGCCAUACAUCUUGCUAACUAUAUAAUCUUGUUUCCCAUUUUGAACUUAUCCGCCGUUUACGCUAAACGCCUUUCACUCUACCAGCCCCAGAAUUUGCACUAUAGUUAGCUAUAUGAAAUCGAAAAAUGAAUAUUGUUAAAUAUAAAUUAUAUUUAUAUGAAUAGAUUUACCACUGCAUGCGAGGCAGAAAAAUGUGUACUAUAUGAAAUCAUUACGA